GUCUAAUUACACAACUGAACAAACCAACUUGCGUUGGGUAACACCCAGGCAAGAAAGGCUACAAUAUCAAACUACACGAUAACUACAAAGAAUUCGAAGCGAAGUAACUUCUCAAAGACAGAGAGUAUUUUCAGAGAAUUAACGAAACUAUUUUCGAUACAAACUAGGAACUCGAACGAGGGAAAGUUUUUACGGUGAGACUAGAAUAAACUCACGAAAUGCUACACGCGAUGCUCGGACUAGGUUCACAGCAGUGGUGGAAGAUGGUUCUUGGCUGACAGAUUGGAGCCCAGAUGGUGAAUGGCGAGAUGCAGCGACAGAUGAGUGUGGAUGGACGCCAGGAGAGAGGAAACGGCACAGAUUUUUGACAGUGAUCGGUGCUGGUUGAGGUGCAGUUCACUUGGUGUCCUGGGGGGCGCUGCUGCAUCCGGAAGUGUUGGAGCUGCUGGAUAUCUGAGUAGAAGAAGAGCGGAGGGAAAACAAACCGGAGGCGGGUUUAGCUGAAGGCUGGUCGGUUUGUUCAGUGUCCAGCGGAGAUUUUACGGUUUAAACGAUGCAUCGGUGGGCCUUGUCUCCGUUCUCAGUCACUCCAGCUGCCAACCUGCUGUCCAGGUGUAUCUCUGUGGGAGCUGUGUCUCAGGAGGAAAUAGACUCCGCCUCCUCCAGCCAAAGCCCCGCCUUCUCCCCUCAGGUGCAGGAGGCUGAACAACGAAUUGCGAAGCAGAAGCAGCUGGACGAGCUGCAGCUGCAGUUGGAGCUGCUGAGAGUCGACCAGCAGAGCGCCGACGUCGCCCACAGCUUCCACCUCGCCCAGAGGUUCCAGCUGCUCCAGAUGUUGUCGUCUCACCUGCAGGACGUCCUGAAGGAGCAGAAGCGUCUCAGACAGAGACUGAUGAAGCCGCUGGCUCAGACCAGCGUGUCGCUUCCUGCUCACCUGCACAGGUCUGUGGUGGACUCGGUGAAGCUGAUGAUGGACUUCAUAGAGACUCUGGAGGAGAAGCUAAGCUCCGCCCACAGCUGGACCUCCACCAAGGAAUGCCUCAGUCAGCUGGACUCCUCCAUCACCCUGCUGCUGGCUGAAGCUGCUGAAAUAGAAACUCUGUCCAACCAGAUCCUCCGAUGGAAGGCGGUGGGCAGCAGCCAGCUCAGUGACCCUUCAUCAUCAUCAUCAUCAUAGACCUUAUUUUAAUAAAUGUUUGUAAUAAAUGUGAAUAAAUCUACUAAAUAUUGA
Messenger RNA from Amphiprion ocellaris (clown anemonefish), 1231 nucleotides. RefSeq names its product HAUS augmin like complex subunit 2 (gene haus2). Gene Ontology annotation, biological process: microtubule nucleation; centrosome cycle; spindle assembly. The transcript is spliced from 8 exons. The record is from RefSeq and is a predicted model, not a curated record. Bases 554 to 1177 code for a protein of 207 amino acids. Lineage: Eukaryota; Metazoa; Chordata; Actinopteri; Pomacentridae. Gene Ontology annotation, cellular component: centrosome; mitotic spindle microtubule; HAUS complex.